This is a messenger RNA of Pogonomyrmex barbatus (red harvester ant), 2286 nucleotides long. RefSeq names its product alpha-(1,6)-fucosyltransferase 8 (gene FucT6). Gene Ontology annotation, biological process: protein N-linked glycosylation. The record is from RefSeq and is a predicted model, not a curated record. Gene Ontology annotation, molecular function: glycoprotein 6-alpha-L-fucosyltransferase activity; protein binding. Gene Ontology annotation, cellular component: Golgi cisterna membrane. NCBI's taxonomy places the organism in Eukaryota, Metazoa, Arthropoda, Insecta, Hymenoptera, Formicidae.
UUUCGCUCGGCAGUUCGAAGACGCCCCGAUGUUGAUAACGCGCGUUGAUUCCUCACGACCAGAGUCCUCCCUAACCCGCGCCGAGGCCCAACCUCUGUCGCUCGCACGAGUGCGAGAGUGGCGCGGGAUGGGAGGCAAUCGAGUCAGGAAUAAGUGGCACAGCGGACGGGACGUCUCUAUUCGAGUAUCGGCGAUCACGCAACAGUAGCGGACAGAUGAUAGAUAAUCGCCGUCCUGUCUUUCGUAAGUCAGCGGAGCGCCCGACGAGCGGCCGACACUGCCGACAUAUAUCGUAAUGUGACACAUUCAAAGCAAACACAACAAACAUUCUGUUUAAAAUGGCAGCGAUUUGUUCCGGACGACCUGGUUGGUUAGGAAAACUCGGAAUAGCAUUGUUAGCCACCUGGUUUUUAGUAUUGAUUAUAUCUAUGGUUCAUAUAUUUAAGUCCAAUUCCUUGUCAAACCGUGAUGCUAGUACUGCCAACAAAGAGAAUACACAACGCUUAGCACAAAUGGUUAACGACUUUGAAAUUUUAAAGAAGCAAAAUGACGCUUUGAAGAACUUUAUAUUAGGAGAAGGCUCAAAAUCCAUACAAGGUGAUCAUUUAGGUUCCAUACAAGACAAAUUUGAGAAAGCAUCAGUCUAUUAUGAUCUAAUGGAUCAUCAAGAUGGAUCAAAACAUGGCAUUCCCUCUUCGGAAUAUGAAGAAUUGCGACGACGAUUGAGAAAUGACAUUCAGGAAAUGUGGUACUACAUCAGCGCAGAAUUAAACAAAUUUAAGAAGCAUAUUGAUGAGUUCACAUAUGAUCAGAGAGAAAAGGAAAUACAAGAUGUGAUAAAAAAUGCAUGGGAACACAAAAAAUCAUUAAUAAUGAAUAUUGAUAAGUUGAAAAAAGCAGAUGGUUACAACGAAUGGCGAGAGAAGGAAGCAAAAGAUUUAUCCGAUCUCGUUCAGAGAAGAUUUAGGUAUCUGCAAAAUCCUACUGACUGUAAUAAAGCAAAAAAAUUGAUAUGUAGUUUAAAUAAAGGGUGUGGUUUUGGUUGCCAGAUUCAUCACAUCACAUACUGCUUUUUAGUGGCUUAUGGUACAGAAAGGACAUUGAUAAUAAAAUCGAAAGGAUGGAGAUAUCACAAGGAUGGCUGGGAGUCUGUUUUUAAACCCCUCAGUGAUACUUGUGUGUCUACAACCGGUAUCUCACAUUCUAAUUGGCCUGGAGAUUCUUCUAAACAAAUAAUAUCUCUGCCAAUCGUAGACAAUGUUUAUCCUAAGCCAAGAUUCCAGCCACCUAGCGUACCUGCAGACUUAGCGCCUAGAUUAGAGAAGAUUCAUGGUCAUCCUCUUGUUUGGUGGGUGGGACAAGUAUUAAAAUACUUGAUGCGACCUCAAGAUCACGUGAGGAAUACACUGGAGAGGACGAAAGAAAAGCUCGGUUUUAAAAAACCUAUUGUCGGUAUUCACGUACGUCGAACCGACAAAGUAGGCACCGAGGCAGCUUAUCAUGACAUAGACGAAUAUAUGACUAAAGUAGAACAAUAUUUCGAUGAACUCGAAACAAAGCCAGAUGUGAGAAGAGUCUUUUUAGCCAGCGACGAUCCAAAAGUGAUUAUAACAGCUAGGAAACGUUAUCCCAAUUACGAGAUAAUAGGCGAUCCAGAAAUUGCCGAAACGGCAUCUGUAGCGAAGCGAUAUUCGGACACCUCAUUGCAAGGAAUAAUUAUUGAUAUCCAUCUUCUAUCGGAAUGCGAUUACUUAGUGUGUACGUUCAGUUCCCAAGUAUGUCGCGUUGCGUAUGAGUUAAUGCAAACUUUCUAUCCAGAUGCGUAUGACAGAUUCACAUCUCUCGAUGAUAUAUAUUAUUAUGGAGGGCAAAAUCCACAUCCUCACGUGGCUAUUUUAGAUCACAAACCGAGGAAGAACGGAGAGCUAGAGUUAAAAGUCGGUGACUUGAUCGAUGUUUUUGGUAAUCACUGGGAUGGUUUCUCCAAGGGAUACAACACUAGAACUAGUAUGACAGGAUUAUUUCCUAGUUUUAAAGUUAAGAACCCCGUUGAUGCUGUGGAUUUUCCAAAGUAUUCGAAUAUUCCUUUGCUGGAAAAUAAAGAUAAUUAAAGAAUGUCUGAGUAAAAUCGAUCUUUGAAAGACUGGAUUAUCGAAAUUUCAAUGACUCAUUACUUCUUUGGAUCAAAUUAAGAAGAGAUAUUAGCAAAGAUGACAUGGCACGAUGUAUAUAUUUUGCUACUUGUAAACUACGAUUUUAAUGCUUGUAAAUUCUUACAGAUGUCCA